AUGGUGGUGGAAAUGGUGGUAGAUGACGAUGAUGAUGGCAAUGAUAGAAGUGAGGCGGGUACUCGCCAGGAUGGGACCAACUAUUUCCUGGCCCGUUGUGCCAGUGCCCAAAAUGUGGCUUCUCAGGAUUGGAAGGCCCGGCACCAUGCAGGUGAGAAGGCGCGCGGUGAUAUGGGUGUGCACGAGCGCAGGGACGAGUAG
This is a messenger RNA of Rhizoctonia solani, 201 nucleotides long. RefSeq lists its product as uncharacterized. The record is from RefSeq and is a predicted model, not a curated record. Lineage: Eukaryota; Fungi; Basidiomycota; Agaricomycetes; Cantharellales; Ceratobasidiaceae. The coding region runs from base 1 to 201 and encodes 66 amino acids. The transcript has 2 exons.